Caenorhabditis auriculariae is the source of this 1250-nucleotide messenger RNA. NCBI's taxonomy places the organism in Eukaryota, Metazoa, Nematoda, Chromadorea, Rhabditida, Rhabditidae. The record is from the annotation of a GenBank genome assembly.
AUGAGCCAAAUUACUCGCGACGAAAUCGUCGCCGGCCAUGACGCGAGUCUCCAAACAGAGGUGUCUACUCCGAAAGUCGCCAGAGAACGUCUCUGGACAAACAGGAAAACUGAUUUUCUGGCGGAAAAAGGCUGAAGGGCCGUCGAGUCAAAACACUCAAAAGCCCCCAAAAUGUUCAACUCUCGAGGAAACUACCGUAGUUGAAUUUUUGAUCUGUUCUUGGAUUUCUGUUCUGAAAAACUAAGAUGCGUUUUACAGAGAAAAAAAUAACUUUUAUCAUUCAUCACUAGUCUGAAUUGAAACUGCAAGAAAAUUGAAAUAAAAAAAACAGAAUAUUAACUCGAUCUCAGGUUUUAGAGUUUUUCUCAGUAAUAUUGACAUUAAUUACAUGAAACAAGCUUUUUACCGUCGUCAAAGAUGAAUUUACGAAAAAAGUCUUCAGAAGUUAUUAAUGAAAGAAAAAUCGAACUGAAGACUUGGGCUGUUUGUGGAUGGCCUCUGUGGUAAGGGAACUGAGUUAAUUGAAAGAAAGCAUAGUACGAGAAAUUCAGCCCAAGAGCGACGUCUGGAUUUGGCCUCCGGCGUUUUCAUGCGACUUGCGGCCGGCUUCCGCCUGAUCUCCGCGUCGUUUUCUACUCUUCUUUGGGUUUCUCCGCAUCCCAGCAGUAGAAUUUCCUUUCUUCUUUUGACUUAUUCAAAAUCUUCUUUGUGUGAAAAAGGCAUCAUACGUUUUUCCUAAUUUUUAAAAGAAAAUAUUGAGAAAGACAGAUUCUUAAGUUAUUUUAAAAUGGAAAAUUUAAACAAUAUCAUAGACGAGGAACACAGGUAGACAAAUUUUGAAAAAAUACACUUUGAAAAGAAAAAGAGACUGGAUGAAGUCGGAAAUUCGCGUCUGGAAGCGUCAACAGAUAAUACAGUUCGAAAUUAUCAAACUUUUUUCACAUCACCAGUUUUUUUAGAACUCGAAAACGAGAAAUUGCAUUUCAAAAGAACAAUUAAAAAAAUUUCUUUUUAUUGUUAUAUGUUUCAGAAGCUCCAGUUCUGAUUGGAAAAAGCCUUUUUGAACGUAUCAAAAAAGACAGAAGCUCCUUGACAGCCUUGUGAACUGUAGUGAACGAGAAGAAAGGAAGAUGGUGGUCGAAAAGAUGAGAAUCAGGUUGUUUUUAGGAGACUUGCGCUCGCUCAACACGAUACUCGGAGCAACUCGAGACAUCUAUCGCUCAACUUCACUCAAAAAACGCCCGCCUUGA